GGGCCGUUGUCAUUAUUACCGUCGUCAUGUACCACAGCAGCACGCAGCGCAAGCACUGGAUCUUCUGCAGCGGGCAGGAGCUGGAGCGGUGCCGGGAGGAGGCCAACCGCAACUUCCACAGCAAGGCUGCGGCGACUGGGAAGGUCCAACAGAGCGACCUUCGGCUGCUGAAGCCCCAUGAGGAGCUGGCGAUAUGCAAGCACUACGAAAAGCGGCUGCUGGACUUCUGCUCCGUCUUCAAGCCUGCCAUGCCGAGAUCCGUGGUGGGAACAGCUUCCAUGUAUUUCAAACGUUUUUACCUCAAUAACUCAGUGAUGGAGUAUCAUCCUCGGAUAAUAAUGCUGACAUGUGUAUUUUUGGCCUGUAAAGUGGAUGAAUUUAAUGUAUCCAGUGCACAGUUUGUUGGUAACCUUCGAGAAAGCCCUGCCGGACAGGAAAAAGCUCUUGAGCAAAUACUGGAAUAUGAGCUACUGCUUAUUCAGCAGCUGAACUUCCAUCUUAUUGUCCAUAAUCCAUACAGGCCAUUUGAGGGAUUUCUAAUCGAUCUAAAGACUCGCUAUCCAGUGCUGGAGAAUCCUGAAGUUCUGAGGAAAACAGCUGAUGACUUCCUCAGUCGAGUGGCUCUGACGGAUGCAUACCUGCUGUUCAGUCCCUCACAGAUAGCUCUUGCUGCUAUAUUAUCCAGUGGUUCAAGAGCAGGAAUUAAUAUGGAAAGUUAUUUAUCAGAAAGUCUUAAGCUAAAAGAAGACAGAACAGCCCUGGCAAAGCUACUAGAUGGCAUGAAAUGCAUGAACAAUCUUAUAAGGAAAUAUGAGCUGCCAAAGCCUGAAGAGGUUGUUGCUCUAAAACAGAAACUGGAGAAGUGUCACAGCUUGGAUCUUUUACUUAAUACCAACUCGAAGAAGAGGAAAGGUUAUGAAGAUGAUGAAUAUGUUGCAAAGAAACCUAAAAUGGAUGAGGUCAGUAAACCUGCUCUGGAGCAUGCUGGAUAGAACUGCCUGGGAGAGGCAUGCAGGAAACAUUUAAAAUUAACCCAUGAAUCAAAACUUCAUUGGAGUCUCAUGCUAGACUAUGACCUACCUAGAGCAAUGCCUUUAACUGCACUCACAUUUAGCAGUGGCAAAGUCUGAGCAGGAAUUCAGAUUGUGGGGAAUCUCAGGGAAGAGACACCUUUAGUGUCAUUUAGCAGUUCUUGGCCAUGACCUUAGCUGAGGCAUGUCAUGAGAAUCUGAAGGGGAUCUUCACAAACGUGUUUCAUUGGGUGACUUCGGUGUAGCCUCCUUGUUUCCAGUUUGAGCUAGCCCUGUCAGUUAACCAGGCCUGGCAGCUGCUACCCAGGUGGCAGUAGAAUGGAGCCUACAAGUCAAGCAGGGCCUAGCGUCCUGACAAGAACAUCCUGACAGAACUUGGCAGGUCUGCCAAGUCAUGCAGAGAGGCGCUAUGCUUUAGAUCAGUCUGACACUGCUGUUUGAGUCUGUUACUGAUGGCAGGCACAGUUCAGAGUUGUGAAAUUGCUUGUGCUGCUUGAAUUGUGUUUGACUUCUAGUAGAGGUUUCUGUGACAGCAUAUGCUGUGCACCUACAUUUACAUGCUGCCUGAUACACUGUAGUAUAAAAUACACUAAAUUCACACACUGCUCAAGGUGUUGCUGUUUUUGCUUC
Molecule: messenger RNA, 1661 nt
Organism: Neopsephotus bourkii (Bourke's parrot)
Lineage: Eukaryota; Metazoa; Chordata; Aves; Psittaciformes; Psittacidae
Gene: CCNH
Product: cyclin H
Exons: 9
Coding region: 27-992 (321 amino acids)
Biological process (GO): regulation of transcription by RNA polymerase II; DNA-templated transcription; regulation of cyclin-dependent protein serine/threonine kinase activity
Cellular component (GO): nucleus; transcription factor TFIIK complex
Molecular function (GO): cyclin-dependent protein serine/threonine kinase regulator activity
Source: RefSeq, a predicted model, not a curated record